AAGGGAGAGAGACAAAGAGAAAUGAAUUCUAAGUAUUUGAAGUUGAAGAAGAAAUAAUUCAGUCUCGGCGUCAACAAAGGCACAUUAGCCUACAUGUAACGCAUUCAAGAGGAAAUGGCGUAUAUCCGCCAUUGCUGCUCAUUGCUUCUUCUUCUUCCACCUAAUACACACACACAUACACAGGCAACGAAUGACGUAAGGCUCAUGCUGCGAAAACAGGGUCAGGUUCCUGUGGACGUCUCGUAAAAUAGAACAUAUUUUGGUCAAAGUUGUUUUUUUAACUGUGUUUUCUACGAAAUGUCCUUCACGGCACUAGUUUGGUAUUUGACAAGCAAUACAUAUUCAUCCGCUUCUACAUGAGUGUCAAGAGCACUGUAGUACCCGGAUGGACUGUCAUGGCCGCCGUCGCUGUGGUUCCAUAGAGAGGAGAGAAGGAAGGCAAAUGUUUGUGCUGUGUGUGUUUCCACCUCUGCCUCCUUUUUAUAAUGUCGGACGUUGACGGGACGCCGCCUGAACUUCCAUCGAGUUCAUAGCACCGUCUCAACACUACGAGCUCCUCUUCGUUAGACACGACAUGCAUUAAUGUUUGAGUCUUUCCUAAAGGAAUACAGAUAUCUGCAGGUUUACAAUUAUGGAAGAAGACCUCACAAUACCUCAUGAUUCUGCCAAAAACUGCAACAUAUCAGUAACGGAGGAUGAAAAAGAAAAGGUAAAGGACUUUGUGUAUAAGCAUUUCAGAGAAGUGACAGAUGGGUCACUCUUCAAUAAUGCAGAAGAAUCUUCUAUUAAGGAACACGGGAGUUCCACCAAGAAAGAUAAACUCUCUCUUAAUAAGGGCCAUUGUAGAAUUCAGCAGGGGGCUGUUUUCUCUGGAAAAAUUCUGAGCUUUGAAUGCUCGGUGUGUAAAGAUGCUUCCACAUAUAGCCCCAAUGAUCUCCUCAAACAUUUUCGAGCAGCUCAUAAAGGAACACUUCCGACAUACCCUUGUGACCUGUGCAGUUUUGUCACACACGAAUUCCCUGCUCUUCAACGGCAUCGGAUUGAGCACAGGAAUACUUUGGUUACAUGUGAGCUCUGCAAUGAUGAUGUUCAGUACUCUCUGCUUUUGCUCACUAGACACUACAUAAUGUGUCACAGUCUAAAUGGACAUUUCAACUGUGACUGGUGUGAGUUUACUACGGUGGAUGCAGGUACAUUUGUCCAGCACAUCCAUCAUCAUAAUGAGAAUCAUUGGAAGUGUUCAAAAUGCAGACAUAUCAGCUUGACCGAAGAGGAUCACCAAAAGCAUACUAAAGCUCACUCGGGUACAUUCCCCUUUAGUUGUCAGAUGUGUGGAUAUGGUGCAGCAAGAAACGAGUACCUUAAAACACACAUGACAGCUGUUCACAAAGAGGAGAUGGAGAGAAGGAAUGCAUGGAAGGGUAUAGAGGACAGUGGCACUCCAGCAAACUCAUCUGCAAGCUUAAAACAUUUGUUAAAAAAGAGUGGUGAAUCGCAGGAGGCUCAGAGGGUAUCAAAAUUGAACUGUCUUUCUGGGAGUUUACCAAACCAAAAUGGCAGGUUAAUCAAACCAGAGAUAUCCUUAGAGGAGGUCCAUCAUGUUGCAGAUGGGAAUCUAGCAAAAAAAGACAACAAAAUUUGGAGCAAAGCCUCUCAUAAUUCAGAGCAGUCAAUGCCAGUAAUGUUACAGGAGUGUGACAACUCUGCAAUUUCUGAUGCUGUAAGUCACACCAAUCCUAAUGGACUGACUGUUCUGAUGGUUAAGAACAAAAUCUCUCUUCCCCCAAACUGUACAACCAAAGUGAUGGGAUUCAAGAUGGUUGAUGGGAAAAAACAUUUAGUUCUCAAAGUAAUACCAGCAGCAAAGCAAGACUCAUCUACUCAGAACCAAUCUUUGGUUGAAGAUGUGGGCUCCUCAGCACCAAAUCCUUUGUCGGAUAGAAGUAAAAUCACUGAGAAUGGGGAAUGCUCUGAUAGCAAGAGCUCAACGUCACAUUGCUUUGCCGUUUCUCCAAGAAGUGGAUCUUGCAUACAGAUGGAUCAAGACGAUAUUAUGGCAGUAAAAGUAAAGAUUGAGGAGGAAGAAACCUCUGUUUGCAACCUUGAUUCCAGCCUGCAUAGAGAUGAUGUUGAGCAAGAAACUAAUCCUUUACUAAAUAGAUCUUCAACAUGUGCAGACACAUUAUAUCCAAUGGCAAAUGAGUAUGAUCACAUGGCUGACCAAAGUCAUCCACGUCAAGCAACUUCUUCAGAGAAGAGUGGUUUUGAUAGUAACUCAGUCUCUGCAACAUUCAACUCUGAUGCAACCAGUUAUUGUGGUUUUAAUAGCAGUAAUACUUCAGCAAUGUGUUCUGGCAAAGUCAUUGGUUUAUCUUCACCUUCAAAAGUUACUCAGGAAACACUGCUUUCCAAACAAGUCUCCCAAAAAACUGUUGAGAACUGUGGGGCUGCAGAUGAGUUAUCGAUGGCUGAAACAGAAACAGACACACCCACUGACAAACACAAGUGGAACUCUUCUUUUCACACGAUAGAAAAUGAUAACCAGUCUUCUCAGAGUACACCAGAAAAGGGCAAUCUAGAUAGGGUCACAACUAAGAUUAAACAUAAAAAUGGCCAGAAAAACUUUAAAAAGCUUUUGACAAAUCCAUCACCUCCAUCAGAGUCAUCCCCACACACUCCCGGUAACUGCAGAGAAAGUGCCAUGGGCUCAGAAAAUUGCACACAAAAUUCACCAAACCAAGAAGUAUUUACUUUUCACAAUUAUUCUAAGGAAACAUUCAACACCUCACCUAACACUACACAAAACUUUGAGAAUAUGUAUGAACAUUCAGCAGACAAAGAAAGCAUUUGCGAAUCAUCGCACUUUAGCUUAACAUUGGCAGAGUCUCCAGAAUCAUUCACAGAAAGUGGUAAUGGAGACGAGUUAACUCUGGACGGCAUGAAGAAACUGUCAGAUAGUGAUUUCGAAGUUAAUGAAUGCACAGCUGAUGACCCUCUCACUGAGGAUGAAAAUCCUGAGUCAGUGCUCCAAGACUUCAAUAUUAUUAAAAUUGAAGAUGAGACCAUUCCAAUAUCCAAAAAACAGCCAGAAACAAAGAAUAGUGCAACUUCCUUGGGUAGUUUUGUGGAGGAACACUCAGAUGCAAUCAUUACCCAACAACUUAAUAAGGAAAGAAUUGGAUCUUCAAGCAAUGAUUCUUCAAAACAAACAAAAACGACUCUACGAAUUCUUCAAUUACCAGAGGGUAAGCAGCCAGUGCUCUUGAGGACUACUGAGAAUCGAUUUGCCAUGCCAGUGCAGGUCAAAGCCACUCCAGGUUUCAAACUAAUAACUAAUUCUGCAAAUCCCCAGAUCAAUGUAUCUUACAUGACACCAGGGUCAGAAAGAUCAGGUAACCCUACUGGCCUAACCCUUACUCCAAACAGCAGGAGGAUAGGUGUAUCAGCAGCACCAAAGGCAGGAGCUGCUGAAAAAGGGACGACCCUUCUCUCUGCUGUUCAACCAGGUGUUGGCACCACUUCAAAUCACUACUUAAUCAACAGCCCAGGUUUUAAGGGUCCUGUACUAUUUUCAAGCACUCCACAUAAUGCCCCUACAGAUAAAACCGCAAAGGCACAGCCAACUUGCUACUUGGUACAGAGGUCUGUUCCAUUUGUUCAGACCCCAAGUACUCCUGGCCUCAGACUGGCAAGUACACAACUCCCACUGAACUCAAGGCCAGUUCUAGCCAUGCCAGUGAGCUCUGCGGACAAACCUAGCACUCUGCAGACUGGUCGACAGGCAUUCUUGCUUCGAUACAUUUCUCCACCAAAAUCAGGCCUACUGUUGAACAACCAAGACACAAAGACUGGGACUCAGUGUAACCAAACCAAUGAAACUACUGGGAACAAGGUAAUAUUUAAAAUCGUCACUCCUACCGGUAGCAUUCUUACAAGCGGCGCUCCCACCUCAAGCAAUCAACCUUUGUUUCUGGCCACCAGACCUCAGACCCAGUGUUUUCUGGUGUCAUCAAACAAAACAAAUGCAAGUGUCUCCAAUGGACUAAAGAAAUUGAUCACCAUACAAAAUACUGCACAGAAAGAUGUCAAGGAAUCUUGCAUUUCACCCUCUCAGAUGAAUGUAAAGGUACCAACAUGUGAAGUGGAGAAACCUAUUCUAGCCCCAAGGCCAAUACGGCCUCCAAGCCAAAGGAAACGGCGCAGGAAACCAUUAUUUGAUGAGCUUCCAGCAACGGUGCAUAAAGCUAGAAGACUCUCAAAUAAAGUACUGACUGAGAAAGAGACUACUGUGUUAUGGGAGCCUGUAGCCAAAGACGUAGAAAGGACAUUAAGACUUGCCCCAUUCACUUCUCUACAGCAGGUCAAAUGCCCUCGUAGAUACCAACCUGUCGUGGUGCUUAAUCAUCCAGAUGCUGACAUUCCAGAGGUGGCCAAUAUCAUGAAAGUAGUUAACAGGUAUAAAGGUGCUGUUACUAAGGUCUCUCUGUCUCAGAAAACAGUCCAAGCGCUCUGUGCUCAAGGGAUGAAUUCCUUGACCAAAGGUGCAUCACCUCACAGUGAUGAUCCAAGCCCUCGGCCAGUUCGGAGUUCUGUCCGAGAGCGUUUCCUCCUGAAAAUGAAGCUACGAAAAAAGAGCAAAAAAAAGUACGAAGUAGUCGAAACUUCGGGUUGUAGACAAGAACCUGUGGUGUUUGACUGCUGGUUUUGUGGUCGGCCCUUCAACAGCCAAGAAGAUUGGAUUGGCCACGGGCAGCGGCACCUCAUGGAGGCAACUAGAGACUGGAAUAAACUGUUCUGAAAGUUUUCCAUCACCUUAAAUGGGUUCAUAUUCUGCCAUUUUUAAGGUGGAACAAAUGGUUGAAGUUGUAUAUUUUUUAAUGACCUUCCACUAUACAUUUUGUUCAAUUUCUUUUCCUGUAAAUAUAUAUUCUUAAGUGAAUCAUAGUUUAUCUUUUCAUAGGUGCAUAUUCUGGUAAAUUAUGUACUGCAAGUAUGGUUUUUAUAUCAUGCAUGCACAGGUCAGAUUGAGCUGUGAAAAUGGUACACUGUAAUUGGAGUUAUUGUUAGAGGACUAGCUGAAAGAGGGCACAAUGUCAGCAACGGUUGUAUGCAGAGUUGGUUUAAAUUACUCAGGUGAUUUCAUAUUAAUCUGGUUUGUCAUUUUUGCUCAUAAAUUUCAAAAAGCAUAGGCCUAGUUUAAGGGACUUUUGUAUCUUUUAUUACCCUGCACGAGGACAGGCAAACUGUAUUUGUAUAGCUUAAUUCUAAAGCUUGUAGACAAAUUAUUUUGCGCUUGUAAUUAAAAAAAAUGUUCUGGUCCAAAUUAUUCCUUUUUGUAUGAUGUUUUAAUUAAAUGGGAUAUAGUUUUACACGGUUUCCUUGUCAGGACUUUGUCAACUUGUAGCAUGCAUUUGACUACAGUUAAGAUUUUUCACAGUAAUUUCUUUGGUCUGCCUAGUGUUGCUGAUGGAUGGUUUUAUAAAAUACUUUUGCAGAAAAGAGAAAUCCUGUAUCAGUUACAUAGGGAUGUUGUCAUGGCUCUCUGUCAGUACUUGAAAAUUUUCGAUCAGCCCAUUUUACACUCUAUGCAGUUUCGAUACAACGGUAUUUUUGUUUGCCUGUGAUCAUGUUGUGAAUCCACAUUUGAUUAACAAAUUUACUGAUAAAUGUCAAAAAAUUCCCAAAGUUGUGUUCAGAUUGUAAUUCUUUUGGUUGUUAAAGUGUUUAUUCAUUUAAUGGUGCAGGAUGGUAAAAUCAAGAAAGACGUCAUGAAAAUAUGUCAGAAUCUGUCAGAUUUGGCAUUCACUUCCAAAACCUUUAGAUGUCAGAGUAGAGUUGUUAAUUGUGGAGGUUAUGAGUAAUUCUACCCCAUAUGUCAAUAAUAUUAGUUAAACUAGGACUACAACUAACAAUUGUUUUCUCUAUUGAUUUAAUCUACAGAUUAACUUCUUGAUUAAUGCUCAGCUAACUGUCAGAAUAUAGUGAAAAAUUACACCAAGGCGUCCCUUUGUCUGACAGGCCAUUAUUCAGUUUAUCAUUGCACAGUACAGAAAAAGCAGCAAAUCAUCACAUUUUAGAAUUUUCUUUAAAAAAAAUCCUUUAAAUUGUCCCGUAAACACAGCUUGUGAAGUAAUGGCUAUAUCUCAAGAAAUUAUGUGACAGAUUUCCAAUUGUUUUUAUUGUCACAGACCUUGACAACAAUAAACUGUAAUAAUUUGCCAUGCUCUACAAAAUAACAAAAAUUUAGCUGCUUGGACCACAACGACAGCACAGCACUUUGGGAAAUGGAAACGAUGUUUUUGCAGCUUGAACCCGUGUUCCCGCUGCUCAUGCUGAUUUAGAAUAAGGCGUAGUUCUGAUGGGAAGAGUUGGCUGGACCACAAAUCCCAAAUCAUUUAGUGGAACUACAAAAUGUGACAGGAAAACUUUGAAACUGUACAGGAACUAGAUGACGGUGUAUAUAAAAAUGUGACAACAUUUUUGACAUACAUUUACUUUAGAACAAAGAGCAUCCAUCCAUAAAGCAGAUAAAACAACAGGAAGGGCAUUUUCAUGCAUUUUUAAAACUUCUCUUGCUUCAAUAAAACAAUGAAUACAUUUAGUAGUGAUCUAAUAGUUACUGUGAUGUUUGUUUUUCAUGCUCUAUAGACAUUUUAAGUGUAGAAGGAACCCUGAACAUAACCCAUGCAUUUGGACCCUGCAUUAACUUUUGCCUUUUAUUAUAUUAACGUUGUACUGUAAAUCUGGUCACUGUCAUCAAGUCUGUACAUACAUUUGUUUAAUGUUCAUUUGAAAUACCAUUUUUUGGGGUUGGGUUUUAACAAUUGUGUUACAGGAUGAUUGAAAUGUGGAAUGAAUGUUUAUUUCCAUUCAAUAUGCAAAAAUGACUGAACAAUGCAAAGCCAUGCUAAUGUGUUUUAUUUUUUCAUUCAAAUUGAAACAGCCAGCCACUAGUUACUGAAGGUACACUUUUCACCAGCAGUAGCUAAAUGUUCAUUUAGGUCAACAGCAGGGCAUUUCAUUCUAAAUUAGGCUCAUUCCCUGAAGUAAAACUCCUGUAAGUGUAGCAUGAGUGGUAGCUACAUUCAACUGAUACUCUUGAAACCAAACAUACACUCAACUUUCUCUUGGUUCACAAGAUGUUCUUAAAGGAAUCAUUCAGCAUUUUGUGGAAUAAGCUUCCCCUUGUUCAGAGAUUGCUCUUUGAUGUUUAACCUAGCUUAGCAUAAAGACUGUAAGCGGAGGGAAACGACUAGCCUGGCUCUGUCUAAAGUUAAAUACAACCACCAACACUUCUAAAGAUCUCUAUAUCUUAAUUUAAUUUAAUUUUCUGUGCACAAGCAGUAAUGUAAAAAUAGGUUUUAGGGAGAGUGGGUACCACAUAGUUCCAACCACAGAUUGUUCCAACCCCAUACUUCACAGACGAACAUGUCUGAUGAUUGAUGUCCAUCUACUCAUCUCACACUCCAUGAGCAAAGACGCAGAUUUCACAAUCAUUGAGCUAUUCCUUUAAUCAAACCAUCCGAGCCAGAUGCAGGAAGCUAACUUCCUUGACCAUAAUAUUUUUUUCCCAAGACGAGUUGAUUAGUUUCCUUUUUUUGUUUUCCAGCUCAGUGUAAAGCUGUUUUAAAAUCUACCCUUCAGUACAAUUCAAAGUGAAUGUGCAAGUCUCAUUAAAGUGUCCUACAGCUUCUGUUUUAUGGGGGGGAAAAUUAUCACAGCUUGACAUUCAGUCUGCAAAAUGUCAAACAUCAUUCAAACAUCUUUUCACUUUGUUUAAAGGAUUAAGUUAUCUCAUAUCUGAAUAUAUAUGUGGUUAGUAUUUCUUUCUUCAAAUCAAGGAAUGAAAUUCAAACUACAUUUUAGAAACACCGUACUUUAUUAAGGUUCUUAUAAAGGUUCUUCCAUUUAGUCUUUAUGUUGAGAGAUCAAGUUUGAUGUUUUUUUAAAGUGAAAUUUCUCAUCUGCAUUAUAAAAUGUAACAACAGAGUUUUGUGAGAGUUAAUCAAAUCAUGACACAACUGAGUACAUAUUUAAUGUAAUAACCUAACAGUAGCAUGUUGUAUUAACUACUUUUCAGCCCACUGAUUUUUUAACUCCCUCCCUGACACAGACAGCUUGAAUUGAUCCCAACCCAAAUGGAUGCAGACACCAAAUGAAGUGCAGGUCUUCUUUUAGUUUGUUUUCGCUAGGUUCAUGUUUGUUUCUGAUCACAUGGUUUUAUUUUUUCCAUGAUAUUUACAUGAAGUGUACAUUGUGAAAACAUCCCUGUGUUUGUUUCCUCUUUGUUUUCUGCUUCCUCUUCGCUGCUCUCAGGCCAAAGAACUAUUGGAUUUUAUCACAAAAUUUCAGAGUAUUGUUUAUGGGCUUUCUAACUGUACAAAUGAGUUCUGCACUGUGACCAUUACAAACCACUCAUUAUGGGAAUACGCUACUCGAUCAGCUUUUGUCAGUUUAUGAGCCUAAAAACAUAAAGUGAACAAUCAUUGAAAUCCAUUUUAAUUUAAACACAAAGAAAACUGACAGUUCACUCCAUUUCGCCCCUUCAGCUGUUAAAAUGAUGAUGAUGAUGCUUGAAAACAAAAUAGCUGAUGCGUUUCACGCCUUUGAAUGCUGAACUGAUCAUGUAAAGUAAACCGUUCCUGUCCAGCAGGCUGUUCAAUCUUUCCUCAUGCUAAGUGCCUCAAAUGUCCUUUGGCAGGUUGACUGUGUACUGUAUUCUUUUGUUCAACGUAGUGGUGCACUCUCCUCUAAUAAAUGUACAUACCUUAUGGAAACAA
Larimichthys crocea (large yellow croaker) is the source of this 8780-nucleotide messenger RNA. Its product is annotated as zinc finger protein 518A. Gene Ontology annotation, cellular component: nucleus. The record is from RefSeq and is a predicted model, not a curated record. Bases 632 to 4798 code for a protein of 1388 amino acids. The transcript has 3 exons. NCBI's taxonomy places the organism in Eukaryota, Metazoa, Chordata, Actinopteri, Sciaenidae. Gene Ontology annotation, biological process: positive regulation of transcription by RNA polymerase II.